UUAUUGGCUAUUCAUUUAACACAACCAAACCACCGGAGUAGAAUUUCCCAAAUAUUAUCUUUCAAAAAACUCCGUUCGUUAACAUUUAUAAAUAUUUAAAUUUUUUCCAAGAAUACUAAAAAAGUUUUUUUAAAAAAAAGUUGUUCUUUUAUAUUUUAUCAAAUAUAUUAAAUAAAUAACCAUUUGUCUAAAUAAAAAUGCCUAUUGACUAUAGUAAGUGGGAUAAACUUGAACUUAGUGACGACGACGACUUUGAAUGUCACCCUAAUGUGGAUAAAGCGUCUUUUAUUCGAUGGAAACAAGCGGACAUUCAUCAAAAACGCGAGGAAAGACGUCGAAAAAUUGAAGCUCUUAAACUUGAGACCUCAAACAACGUAGUAUUACUUAAACGUAUUGAUGAUAUGAUACAACAAAUAAUAGAGGGAGGAGUUGAAACUUUUUUACAAACAAUUGAAAAGUUACGAGAAACAAAUAAAAAGAUAGCAUCCGAAGCAAAAGAAGCAAAAGAUGAAAAAGAUGAAAAAGAUGAAGAAUCUUCGGAAGAUUCUUCACAGAAAGAAGAACAGCUUGCAUAUCCAACUUUUGAUCAAAUGAUGGGUGUUUUAUUUGAAAGAAUUCAAGAUGAAGUUAAAAAUGAAAGUCCAGAAAAAGUUGGGGAACAAUUAAAAAAUAAAUUAAUUGAACAUCGUAAUAAAUUAAGUCAAAGACAAAAAGAAGCUAAACAAGAAUUGGAGAAAGAAGAAAGAGAAGCUAGGAAGAAAAUUACCAUGGAUGAUAUGCAUACUGGAUUUGAUAAGUCGUCUGUUAGUAAAGUCGCUAAAAUUGAACCACCAAAACCUCAACCGAAAAAAACAAAAAAAAAAGAACAAGUUGUCGAAGUCUUAAAUCCCAAUGCUCAAAUGAAAUCACUUGAUGAUAACGAGAAAAAUCAAGCUGAGGUAGAUGAAAAAGAUGAUGAAAAAGAAGAAAGUGAUGAUGAUGAUGAUGAGGAAGAGGAGCUUUUGACAUCAGAUCUUGCGAAAGAAUUCGCAAUGAUUAAAGAUUACGAUAGGAGUUUCGAAUUUAUCACAAAACAUCCUGAAGUCGUUUCUCAAGAGAUAGUUGAUCAAAUUUUAGCAGAGGCAUUCCAAUCUCAAUUAAAAGGAAAAGCCAAGUAUGCAAAACAAGCUGUACAUCAAGCGUGGUUAUUACAGUACUGUCAAAAGCUUGGAAAAGAUGGUGUUACACUUUUCUUCAAAAGGAUAACUUCACCAAACCCUCAAGCACGUGAAGUUUUCAUGAAGGACGUUAAUGAAACCUAUGACCGUAUUCGUGAGCGUUGUCAAAUUAUGGCAGCAGAGAAAACUCAAAAGCCUCAACCUGCUAAACAAGUAGAACAGAUUCAAAUUGAAGUGACAGAUCCUAAUAUGUCGCUUAACGUUCGUGUUCCAGAUGAAAAUGCUGCAGAUGAAGAAGGAAAAAAGAAAUAUCAACUUUUUAAAACUUUACCUGAAGAUUUCCAGGCAGCUUUAAAAACUACCGAAAUAACGAAAAUUAAUAAAGUUUUAGGCGAAAUGACUGUUGAAAAAGCUGAACAUGUUUUACAAGUCUGUGGAGAUGCCGAUAUUCUUUCAAUUGAACCAGGAAUUAUUGAUACAACGCAAGGUGAAGUUGUUCCGGGACAAGAGAUCGACAAUGUGUCACAUGAUGAUAAAAAAGCGGAUUUAUAGGAAUAAAAAAUAAGUAUGAGAAAUUGGACGUUAGAUAAAUAUAACAAAUAUUUUCUUAUGUAUAUUUUUUUGAUUAUGUAAAUUAUUCUAGUAAAUUUAUUCAUAUUUAUUAAACGGUUUCAUUUUAAAUGCCAUCCUAUAAUACAUAAUAAAAACGUCGUAAUCGAUAUUUACAAUUGGAUGAUUAAAUAGCGGCACUACACGCCGCAUUAG
Rhizophagus irregularis DAOM 181602=DAOM 197198 is the source of this 1922-nucleotide messenger RNA. RefSeq lists its product as uncharacterized. Gene Ontology annotation, biological process: protein stabilization; protein folding. NCBI's taxonomy places the organism in Eukaryota, Fungi, Glomeromycota, Glomeromycetes, Glomerales, Glomeraceae. Gene Ontology annotation, molecular function: protein kinase binding; heat shock protein binding; protein-folding chaperone binding. Gene Ontology annotation, cellular component: cytoplasm. The record is from RefSeq and is a predicted model, not a curated record.